Molecule: messenger RNA, 3140 nt
Organism: Manis pentadactyla (Chinese pangolin)
Lineage: Eukaryota; Metazoa; Chordata; Mammalia; Pholidota; Manidae
Product: nuclear distribution protein nudE-like 1
Exons: 4
Coding region: 231-1187 (318 amino acids)
Biological process (GO): chromosome segregation; microtubule nucleation; mitotic centrosome separation
Cellular component (GO): kinetochore; centrosome; kinesin complex
Molecular function (GO): microtubule binding
Source: RefSeq, a predicted model, not a curated record
UACAUGCUCCAAAACCCACCCCUUGCGUCACAGAAUGUCUCCCAGGCAACCCUUGACGCGCUGGUGAGUAGCUGGACAAUGAGUGUGCUGAGUGGAGCUCAGAGCUUGGAACUGCGGAGAGCAGAGCAGUUGCUGAGCGGCUUGGCGGCCCUUGCCGGGCCAGUGGAGCGGAGACCUCUGCCAAGAGGCGCUGAACGUGCCCUUUUGACACGUUGGAGACUCUCUUGACUAUGGAUGUUGAAGAUAAACCAUAUUUUUCUAGUGUAGAGGAGGAAACUGCUUUCUGGAAGGAACUUUCCUUCAAGUAUAAACAAAGCUUCCAGGAAACUCGGGAUGAGCUACUGGAAUUCCAGGAAACAAGCAGAGAAUUAGAAGCAGAGUUGGAGGCACAGUUAGUACUGGCUGAACAAAUUAAGAGAGACUUAGACUUGCAAGCUGAUAACCAAAGGCUGAAAUAUGAAGUGGAGGCAUUAAAGAAGAAGCUAGAACAUCAGUAUGCACAAAGCUACAAACAGGUCACAGCAUUAGAGGAUGAUUUAAAUCAGACUCGGGCCAUUAAGGAGCAGUUCCAGAAGUACGUGAGAGAGCUGGAGCAAACCAAUGAUGACCUGGAAAGCGCAAAAAGGGCAGCAGUAGUUUCCCUGGAAGAGUCUGAACAAAGGCUAAAUCAGACCCUUGAAAGAAAUGCAUAUUUAGAAAGUGAACUUGAUGAAAUGGAAUCUUCAUUGGUCUCUGUGCAGAACUUAAAGGAUGAAGUAAGAGAUUUAAAACAAGAACUAGCAGCUCAGGAAAGACAAGAAGUAAACAGAAAGCAAACUCCAGACUGUGAAAAGACGGAUUCUGCUCAAACUCCAGACUGUGAAAAGACAGAUUCUGCUGUGCAAGUGUCAUUUUCUUUGCCAGCCACUCCUGUUGCCAAAGGAAUGGAAAACAGUUUUCCUUCAACAAAAGCUAUACCAAACCGUUUUGGUAUCAGCCCAAUACCUCCUCCUGCCAGCACAUCAGCACUAAACAUGGUGAGAGAUCUCUUAUGGAAAGUAGGGGCAUUUGUAUCAAAAUCAACAACUUGCAGGAAUUUUGCGGAGUUGGAAGCAUCACGAAAAUCCUGUAUUCCAGGGAAUGAUAACUGGGUUGAUAAUCGGCUACGGCGCAAAGCUCUGUCAAUCAGGGCAUUCGCCUUUGUUUAAUAAAGGGGCAGUGAACGACUUUGACCAGCUCCUCCUCCUCCUGGACUGGGCCCCUUGCACCCGUUGUUGGCCCCAGAUGUGCUGCCUCUCAGUGUGUGAACACACCCUCCUCCAGGUGGGUGCUCCUGCCCUCUCAACAAUCCAUAGAGAAGGGGUCAGUUCUGUAAAGCUGCUUAUCACACCAUAUAGCAUUUCAUCUUUCUGUGCCUUGUUACUUUUUUCUUUUCCUCCGUCAUCAAUUGUCUGGGCUUACACCACCCAAAUAAAGGUGCUUUAUCUAAACUCUUUAUCUAAAACUCAGGGUCUACUUUCUAAAGAACCUAGGCCGAGACAACUGAAAAGUCCCUUUCCCAAUGCCUAAAGUAUGUAUUCAGAACUUACUACCCAUUUUCUCUUCUAUGAGAUCAUAUAUACUGCUAUUUACCUUUUUAUUCUGUGAAAUUUAUUGUUUCCACAUUAAAAGAUUUUUUGAGGGGAAAGAAAAAUCCAUUAGGUACUCUUUCUGGUUCCAGGCCAUUAAACUUAGCUGUCUUGCCCAUCAGGUCAUAAAACUGAGCUGUGAAUGACCCCAGCCAAUUCUAAGUCAUCUCUUUACUACUAAUGAUCCUCAGAACUUGUUAAUAUAAAUUAUUUCAGUAGGUGUGGGUGGCUCUGUUCUCGUGGAUGGCUUUUGUAAAACAUUGUGUAGAAGCAGUCAUUUAAUUUGUCUAAAUUAUUUCUCAAAUUACAAUUGAUUUCUCCAUCAAAUAACAAUUGUUGAGUUCUCCAAUCUCAUGGAGAAUUUAGAAAACACAAGGGCAAAUAAAAUCUUUUCCCUUCCAAUCCCAUCAUUCUUUAAAAUACUGUUUAAUCGGGGAGGGCCCCCUGCCUGGAUCCCGAGCUGCUUUCCCAGGGAAUUCAGUCUCCCUGCCGAUUGCGCCGGCCCCACUACAGCGGGAUUGGAUCCCCCGCGCCCGCACCCGCCCCGACCCGUCCUGGGGAGGAGCGGGAAUCAAUGACCAGCCCCGGCGGGCGCGCAGCCGGGUGAGCGCAGCCCCGAGACACGCACGCAGGAACCUCCCCCGGGCCCCCCGCCCUCCCGGCUCGCCGCCUCCAGCGUGAAGCACAAUGCGCCUCCGGGCUCGGGGACGGCGGCGCCGAGCAAUCCGGGCGGGCUGGCCUCGCCGGUGACAUCACACGCAAGAAUACUCCUGCUCUUGGCGCCGCCUUCACCAAGCGGCCGUCCGUCCGUCCGUGCGCUGCCGUCCGCUGCUGGAGCGGGUCCUAGCCGGCCGGGACAGAGCCGGGCACCGCGGAGCAAUAGGACCCGAGGAGCACGGAGAGCGGAGGCAGAGAGGGAGGGAGGACCCGCGCGGACGACAGCAUGAAAUUGAGCCCCGCGCGCUGCUUGCUGUUCCUCCUGUGGGCGCUGGUCCUCAGCACCAGAUUCUCCUUUUCAGUAUUCUAAAGUCUGCCACUGACCUUGGAAAAAUCUCAACUUAGGAAAAAGAUGCAGAUGAAAGAAAACAAGAGCACAUAUAUGGUGAAAAUAAUAAAACAUCUGAAAGGUGAAGCUUAGGAGAUGAUGGCUGUACAUUGACCCAGAAUAUAAGUGCCAAAGACACAUCAUCUACUUCAUGAUUUUGUCAACUAUCAGCUUUGCCUUCAUGCUUUUAAUAGAGCCCACAUAUAUGUUAUUAUAUAUAUAUAUAUUAUUCUGACUAUAUGUAAUUCAGAAUUUAUAGUACUUUUGAAUGCAUGGCCCUCAAAAUUUGGUCUUCCAUUAUCAUGUUUAAUAACACUUAGUUUCCUUAUGAGCACAUUGUCAAGCAGAUACUAUCUGUAUUCAACAAUUAACUCUACUCAAAUGAAUAAAAACUAAAACUUCCAUGUGGUUGAUAAUUUUCAGUUGAUUGAUAUCCAUAUUUAAUGGAUUAUUUACAAGUAUGUUACAAUAAAAAAUAUAAAGUAAGA